Molecule: messenger RNA, 1994 nt
Organism: Phyllopteryx taeniolatus (common seadragon)
Lineage: Eukaryota; Metazoa; Chordata; Actinopteri; Syngnathiformes; Syngnathidae
Gene: coch
Product: coagulation factor C homolog, cochlin (Limulus polyphemus)
Exons: 14
Coding region: 98-1765 (555 amino acids)
Source: RefSeq, a predicted model, not a curated record
AGGUCCAGUCGGCCUGUGUUCUUCAUCAUCGUCUUCGUCUUCCGAGGAUUAAAAUCACUUUUGGAUCGAACAAAACAAAACAAAAACCGGCGGCGACAUGUCGCUGCUGAUUGCGAUCGGCGUUUUCUACGCGAUCUCGUCGUCGUCUUCGGAAAGCUCGGCGACGCGGCCGCUUUCCUGCAGCGCCCGCGGGGCCGACCUGGACCCGGCGGCGGACGGCGCCGUCCUGGUGACGUGUCCGCCGGACUGCGGACGAAGGCCGCUUGCCGUGUUCGGCGCCGACGUCUACGCCGACAUCUCGUCCGUUUGCGGCGCCGCGCUGCACAGCGGCGCGGUGAGACACGCCGGCGGCGAGGUUCGCGUGGAGCGGCUCCCCGGGCGACACGGCUACGUCCGCUCCUUCGCCAACGGCGUCCAAUCGCGGGCCUUGUCCAACUGGAACGCCUCCUUCCGCGUCAGCGAGCCUGAGAAGCAAGGACCUCAGGAGCUGAUGCAGGACUCCGCCGCCGCCACCGACGCCACCGCCGCCACCGCCCCCGCCACCGCCCCCGCCACCAGGGAAGUCGAGAAGAAGACGCCUGUGAAAAAAGUUGGAAAUAAAGACUGUCAGAUGGACAUCGUGGUGGUGACCGACAGCAGCGCCAACUUGGGCCGGCGGCGCUUCAACCUGCAGAAGAACUUUGUCACCAAGCUGGCGGCCAUGUUGAAAGUCGGAGUCGACGGACCCCGCGUGGGCCUCGUCCAGGCCAGUGACGUUCCCAAGACAGAAUUCCUGCUUAGCAACUAUACACAACCCAAAGACCUUCAGUUUGCCAUCAAAGAGCUCGCACACCUGGGAGGGGAAACCAACACAGGAAAGGCCAUCACACACACGGCGGAGAAUCUGUUCACUCAGCAGAGCGGCGCCCGUCGCGGCCGGCCGCGCGUCAUGCUGGUGCUGGUCGACGGGUGGCCGUCGGACGACCUGGAGCGGGCGGCCGCGUCGGCGCGGGAGGCGGGCAUCAACGUCUUCCUGGCCGCCGUCGCCAAGCCCGUGCCCGACGAGAUCCCCGCCGUGCCGGACCUUAACUUCGCCAAGAAGGCGGUGUGCAAGGACGACGGUUUCUUCAGCUAUCAGAUCUCCAGCUGGUUCGGCACCACCAAACACGUCAAACCUCUCGCGCAGAGACUCUGCUCGCUGAACGCGCUUCUGUGCAGUCGCACGUGUUUGAAUUCGGUCAACGUGGUUUUCCUCAUCGACGGCUCGUCUAGCAUGGGCUCUCCCAACUUCCAAUUGGUCCUGGAGUUCGUGGCGGCCAUCGCCAGCAGGUUGGACGUCUCAGAAGUCGGAGCUCACGUCGGCGCCGUUCAGUUCACGUACGAUCAGCGCCUGGAGUUCGACCUUUCGGAGCACGCCAGCAAGGACGCCGCGGCGGCCGCCCUGAGGAAGAUCCCGUACAUGAGCGGCGGCACGGCCACGGGGAGCGCCAUCACCUACGCUACGCGGAAUGUCUUCAGGAAAGCCGCGGCCGGACGCAACUUCUUGAUCGUGGUGACUGACGGCCAAUCGUACGACAACGUGGGCGGGCCCGCGCUGGUGGCGCACAAUCAAGGCAUCACCAUCACAUCGGUGGGCGUGGCCUGGGCGCCCAUGGACGACCUGCAGGUGAUGGCGUCCGCGCCCAAAGAGAAGCACACCUUCUUCAGCAGACACUUCGAAGGCCUCCAAGACCUCGUCGAAGACAUCAUCCGCGGAAUUUGUCACGACUUCAACGCCAACAACUGAAAGCGUGCGCGCGCUGUACGAUACGCGAUGACGUCAUCACUGAGUCACGACAUGUAGUUGAUUGAUUGACAGGUGGCGUCACGCUAGAACACUUUGUCUUCUUUUCCAUGUGUAACUUUUCCAAUCUCAUUUCAUAUUUUAUACUUCAACAAACUGUAAACCUGUGACGAUCUCAUGAUCUAUUUGACCUUCUUAUGUAUUUAUUAUUAAAUUGUUUACAAAAAAAAUA